AUGAAGGCUGUCCUCGCGGUCUUGAUGGGAGGGGCAGCUCUGGCAAUUGCCCAGAUAGCUACUGUAUCUGAGCCCUCUGUUGCGGAAAUUCACGCGGCUGCUGCCACCACUAAGCCUGAGGUCACCGUCUCUGAUGUCAAGGGUCUGGUGUUUGAUCGUUUCUAUCAAGUCUGGCUGGAGAACAUUAACUUUGAGGACUCUGCCGCGGAUACCAAUAUGCAGUGGUUAGCCUCUCAGGGUAUCUUGCUGACCAACUUCUAUGCUGUCACUCAUCCUUCUGAGCCCAACUACUGUGCUGCUGCUGGAGGUGACACCUUCGGCAUGGAUAAUGACGACUUCAAGCAAAUCCCUGAGAACAUUUCUUCUAUCGCUGAUCUGCUUGACACGAAGAGCAUUUCGUGGGCCGAGUAUCAGGAGCACAUUCCUUAUGCCGGCUUCCAAGGCUUCAACUACUCGAACCAAGCCACCUAUCAUCCUGACUAUGUUCGGAAGCACAACCCAAUGGUGCUUUACAACUCAGUGGUGGCUAACAGCAGUCGCGCACGCUCCAUCAAGAGUUUCGAUGACUUCGAAAAUGACCUUCGAGACAAGAAGCUUCCUCAGUGGGCAUUCAUCACUCCUAAUAUGACAAACGAUGCGCAUGAUACCAACAUCACCUUCGGGGCCAAAUGGGAGCGUCCAUGGGUAGCCAACUUGCUUAAGAACGACUAUUUCUUCAAUGAUACCCUUCUCCUUCUGACGUUUGAUGAGGACUCGACCUACGCCAAGGACAACCGUGUAUUCAGCGUUCUUGUUGGUGGUGCUGUUCCAGAACACCUCAGGGGCACCAAGGAUGACACCUUUUAUACCCACUACUCCAGCAUUGCUAGUGUCUCUGCCAACUGGGGCCUCCCUUCUCUGGGUCGCUGGGAUUGCGGUGCCAACAUCUUCGAGCUUGUUGCCAACAAGACCGGUUACAUAAACUACGAGGUUGACAAGACUCAUCUGACUCUGAAUCAGACCUAUCCUGGACCCAUGUCAGAUGGCGAUAAGACCACUGGAAAUACCUCCAAGUUCGUCCCCGAAUGGCCGAUCCCCAUCACCGACAGCAAGGAGAAAUGUUCCGGUGGCCACGGUAUCCUGGAUAUCGUCAAGAAAACAUAUGGGAACCAGACCGCGUCAUACGACACUAAGCCGUAUCCCUGGGACGCGAAGACUCACUACAACGAGAAGGUCACUGCCAAGCGGACCAACGAGACCAAAACCAACUCCACGAAGGCGGCAACCACUCACAAAGGCACCGGCAUUACUGCCACUGUUCCAGUCCCUACUGUCAUGCUCGGAGUCUUACUCGCCUUUGCCACUUUCCUCCUUUAA
Messenger RNA from Penicillium paradoxum, 1356 nucleotides. Its product is annotated as Phosphoesterase. The record is from RefSeq and is a predicted model, not a curated record. Gene Ontology annotation, molecular function: hydrolase activity, acting on ester bonds. Gene Ontology annotation, biological process: phospholipid catabolic process. Lineage: Eukaryota; Fungi; Ascomycota; Eurotiomycetes; Eurotiales; Aspergillaceae. The transcript has 3 exons. The coding region runs from base 1 to 1356 and encodes 451 amino acids.